GGCAAAGAGUCGCACGUGGCCAUGAAGAUUCACUGCGUUGUGUUGGCUGCCGCGUCGCUGUUGGCGGCGCUACCGACGAGUGCAAGCUCAGAGAUCGCAGCUCCCAUCCGGGUGGCGACUACCGAAAAGCGGAUCUAUCUUCGUCGAUCUCUGUCGGAUACGACGACUGGAGAAGAGGAAAAUGGCAUCAACAAUAAUGAGUCGAGCGCCUUAAAUGAGGCAGAAGAAGGAUUUGAGGAAGAAAAGAACCUGCAAACACAAGCCCCAACUACUGACACUGUACUCGAAUCCGAAGAAGGGGUUUUUGAUGAACCGGAAGAGAGCAUUGAAACUACACCGACUAAUACACAAGAAACUUCGGACGAGGUUGAAGAAGAAGAACUCGACGAGGAAAACGAGAACUUGACAUCGACGUCGAAGAGCUCGUCUAACGAGUCGUCUAUCGAUGUGGGUGACGCUGAAGAAGAAGACCAAAGCCCUCAAACCCCCGAAGUAAUUACCACAACAACGGUUAAUCUAGAUGAGGAAGAUGAGCAAAACACUGAAAACCUCACGACGAAUCUAAAAACUGAGACCCCGACGUUCGCUGAAGCCGAGGAACAAGCGUGCGGGACCGAAGACAAGAGCGUGCGAACCCCUUCGACUGACGAUCAGACGACGGAUUCAACUGAGGCUGAGGCUGAGGAUGAAGAGGACAGUGAGUCAGAGGACUCUAGCGACGAAGACUCAAGCGACGAAGACUCAAAGCGACGAGGACUCAAGCGACGAGGACUCAAGCGACGAGGACUCCAGUGA
Phytophthora infestans T30-4 is the source of this 795-nucleotide messenger RNA. RefSeq lists its product as uncharacterized. The coding region runs from base 22 to 795 and encodes 257 amino acids. The transcript is spliced from 2 exons. The record is from RefSeq and is a predicted model, not a curated record. NCBI's taxonomy places the organism in Eukaryota, Oomycota, Peronosporomycetes, Peronosporales, Peronosporaceae.